GCAAAACUGAACUCUUGAUCUGUCUUUAUCCCCCUUAUACAGAUGGCUCUGAAGUGCGCGGACAUCUGUAACCCCUGCAGACCCUGGGAGCUGAGCAAACAGUGGAGUGAGAAAGUGACCGAUGAGUUCUUCCAGCAAGGAGACAUUGAGAAGAAGCACAAACUUGAAGUAAGCCCAGUUUGUGACAGAGAGAUGAACACCGUCGGCAACAUUCAAAUCGGCUUCAUGACGUACGUGGUGGAGCCUCUGUUUGCAGAGUGGACCCGCUUCUCCGACACACGGCUGUCCCAUACCAUGAUGGGCCACAUGAGGCUGAACAAGGCCAGCUGGGGGGCCCUGCUGCGGGAACAGAGCUCCGUGGCGGCGGGGCCCAGCUCGCCCGGCACCGACCCAGAAGACGGUGCCGCUACCGGAGGAAGCAGCUCCAAAGAAAUACCUCAGGGAAGCAGAGAAUCCUGACACUCCUCGUGAGCCCCUUCACCUCGACCCCUGACCCCUGACCCCUGACCCCGGGGCCUGCAGCUCCACCUGAUCCUAACUUUUUGUUUUGUUGCUUUUGCCUCUCAUCUUGAUAAACCACUGAUUUUAUUUAAUUUAUUUAAUUUUUAAUUCCUCUUUUUUGGCAUAGAGCAAUACAUAGAUACCUCAUUUGGCUACUGCUGUAUUUUUCUUUUAUUUGCUUUGUUUUAUUUAUUUGUCCACUGUAGUUUUUGGCAUUACUGACUGAACACACCACUUUGUUUGUUGGUGAACCUUUAGGGGAAAGCAGGAUAAGAACUGAAGACUUUUUUUUUUUUUGUUCUGGUAUUUUGAAGUGCCAUUUGAAAACAAAGAUUUGAAGAAUGAUCUGAAAUGACUGAGACAACUGGAGUAUUCUGACAUGAGACCCUCCUAAGACUUUACAUCAAUGCCAUGAUGCAUUUGUAUUGAAGAUUCUUCCUCAUGUUGAAAAAAUAAAUUAAAAUGUGACAAGCCCAGUCCUUUUGCUGCCUCUACGAAGACUGUUUACGCAUCUCCUUGUUUGUUGUGACUUUCCCUUGAAGUGAAUCACGUGGGCUCCACGGUUUGCCUUCGAAGCACAGAUGUGAAGAACCACUCGUUUGAACUGUCAUCCCACUGUUGAAGCCAUGAGCAGAACCUUACUCAACCACACCAGAUGCCAUAAGUAACUCCACCUGUGUGCUACCAUGUGUCCUUGCACUCCCGAAUGAAAUACGGUGGUGGAUGUGCAGCGACCCGCGGAGGUGUUGUAGUCCUUCUCCACGUAUCUUCCAGUGCUGGUUGAACUCGGGGGAGCGUCCCCAACCCCCCACACUGGAAAUCAGAUACUCACUGCACAUGCAUCUCACCUGGAACUCGCUCAGGGUCUCUUAUCACGAAGGAGAGGGGGAGGAGGCGACUGCGGACGAUGCAGGGUUGUGUUCCUGGCGAGGAUCUACUGAAGGAGACCCUCCCUCUCCGCAGAAUGUCUCUCUCAGCCACAUGCAACCUAAAGGACUGCUCGAUUGAUGCCUUAUAACUAUGCACAAACUAUGCUAAGUGACCAAACCAGCUCCAUCAAGUGCAUGGUGUGCUUGUCUUUUGAAUGCACUGUCCAAUCCCUUGCCUUUUUGUUGUGAGGAACAACUCCAGCUGUCCUUCUUUUUUGUACCGAAACAAAAUGGUCGAGUGACUUUGAACAUUCCACUUCUUCGUGUUUGGUUUGUCUACUCCGAUUCUGUAUAGUGGCACAAAUCGUUGUUUGUGUUUUUUCGAAAGAUAACAGGUGCUUUUCUUACUUUAGCUGAUUUGUAUUUUUGCUGUAAGUGCUGUAAGACUGUUGAUAAAACUGUUUACAAUUUGUUGCGACAGCCAUUUUUUGGGAAGACUUUGGUGUCGAGCCAGAUUUUGUAAAGGCUUUGCUGUAUUGACCUUUUUGAUACAUGCCUGUUGCAGUUACGAUUUGAAUAAUAAAACCUGUUGUUGACUAA
This is a messenger RNA of Notothenia coriiceps (black rockcod), 1970 nucleotides long. RefSeq names its product high affinity cAMP-specific 3',5'-cyclic phosphodiesterase 7A-like. The transcript is spliced from 3 exons. The record is from RefSeq and is a predicted model, not a curated record. Lineage: Eukaryota; Metazoa; Chordata; Actinopteri; Perciformes; Nototheniidae. Gene Ontology annotation, molecular function: 3',5'-cyclic-nucleotide phosphodiesterase activity. The coding region runs from base 43 to 459 and encodes 138 amino acids. Gene Ontology annotation, biological process: signal transduction.